This is a messenger RNA of Xenopus laevis (African clawed frog), 1326 nucleotides long. RefSeq names its product hematopoietically expressed homeobox S homeolog (gene hhex.S). Lineage: Eukaryota; Metazoa; Chordata; Amphibia; Anura; Pipidae. The record is from RefSeq and is a predicted model, not a curated record. Gene Ontology annotation, molecular function: RNA polymerase II cis-regulatory region sequence-specific DNA binding; DNA-binding transcription factor activity, RNA polymerase II-specific; DNA binding. Bases 97 to 927 code for a protein of 276 amino acids. Gene Ontology annotation, biological process: cell differentiation; regulation of transcription by RNA polymerase II; regulation of DNA-templated transcription. Gene Ontology annotation, cellular component: nucleus. The transcript has 4 exons.
GAGGGCGCAAUGUAGUCUGUGGGACAUUUAAGAAGAGUGUCAGGCGGAGUAUUUGAUAUCGGUGGAUUAUAGAGGGGAAGAGAAAGAGGAAUCAUCAUGCAGUACCAGCAGCACCGCAGCUCCUCAUCCCUGGGGCUCAGUGUCCCCCUGUACUCGCCGACCCCUCUGCAGCCCGUGCACCCAACUCCCUUCUACAUUGAUGAUAUCCUGGGAAGGAACAGCUCGUUUAACGGGACCUCAGCCUUUCCCGCUGCAACCCUGCCAUCCCCUAACUCUUCCUUCACCAGCCUGUUUGCUACUUACCGGACUCCUAUCUAUGAACCUACUCCCAUUCACCCUGCCUUCACCCACCCGGGGGCAGCAGCCCUAGCAGCUUCCUAUGGAGCCGGCACCUAUACCCCCCCUCUGUACCCCUUCUCCAGGCCACUCAGCGACUUCACCCACGCCCUCAUCCGACACGACUCUCUGGGAAAACCCCUGCUCUGGAGCCCCUUCAUCCAGAGGCCUCUUCACAAGCGCAAAGGCGGACAAGUGCGUUUUUCCAACGAUCAGACCAUUGAAUUAGAGAAAAAGUUCGAGACACAAAAAUAUUUAUCGCCCCCUGAGAGGAAGCGCCUGGCUAAACUGCUCCAACUCAGCGAGAGACAGGUGAAAACCUGGUUCCAGAACAGAAGAGCCAAGUGGAGGCGACUCAAGCAGGAGAACCCACAGGGAAAUAAUAAAGACGAAACCGAAAGUCUAGAGAACAUCUGCGAAAAGAGUCAGGAGAGGUGUUUAAGCGCCGAGCAGAAGAGCAGAGAGUCUUCCCUGGAGGAUCCCACCUCGUCGCCCAUCUCCCAAGAGAACCUGGAUUCGGAGGUGUCCGACGAUUCCGAACAGGAGGUGGACAUUGAAGGCGAUAAAGGAUAUUACAACUGUGCACAUUAAUUGCUGUUCGGUAAAAGAUGGACCUCUAUUCGGCUUGCACUUUAACAGAAGCUGGACCAAGCUUCCCGGUGACUUAGGUUAAGGCAGGGUUUGUCAGACUUUUUCAGUUCAAGCUGCCAUUGGAGUUCCAACCUUUAUUCAGGGCCGCCUUAUUCAUGACAAGGUUAUAGAUAUAGGAAAACGGCAGUGUAUCAGUCAUUUAACCAUAAUUCCAAAAAUAUCUCAGGCAAAAAAUAUAUUUUCCACUUAAACCUCAUCCUAUUGAACCUUAAAUUUGGCGGGCAUGUAAGAGAGCAAAUAGGCAUUCUCAGGGGCGUAACUACAGAGGAAGCAGACCCUGCGGCUGCAGGGGGGCCCAGGAGGUACAGGGGGCCCCAUGAGGCUCUCAUUGAUGAGCAA